Messenger RNA from Closterium sp. Yama58-4, 4524 nucleotides. Lineage: Eukaryota; Viridiplantae; Streptophyta; Zygnematophyceae; Desmidiales; Closteriaceae. The record is from the annotation of a GenBank genome assembly.
AUGGGGUACAACAUUCUAGGGUUUGGCACUUGUACUCCUCAUGCUGCUCAAUGCAUUCAUUCUCGUUCCAAUUGUCACAUGCGCGCUCCGCCCCUGCCCGAGUCGCGCUCCCCUCCCCUCGCUUCCCUUAGCGGCCCCGUCGCGCCGCGCUUCCGGCCCCGGCGCCGCCUCUGCUGGCCCCGGCGCCCCCCUGUCGCGACCCCGCGGCCCCACCCUCGCGUCGCCCUGCGCGGCGUCGUUACAGCCGCCCGCGACCCCGACGCCGCCCGUCGCGACCCCGUCGCCCUUCGCGCCGCCCGCGACCUCGUCGCCGCGGCCGCCUGCGACCCUACCGCUGCAGCCGCCCGCGACCCUGUCGCCGCAGCUGCCCGCGACCCUGCCGUCGCCGCCGCCCGCGACCCUGCUGUCGCAGCCGCCCGCGACCCUACCGUCGCCGCCGCCCGCGACCCUGCAGUCGCAGCCGCCUGCGACCUCGUCGCCGCGGCCGCCUACCCUCCCGUCGCCGCAGCCGCGCGCGACUCCUGUGGUCGCAGCCGCCCGCGACCCCCCGUCGCCCCACCCGUGCGACCCCACCGCCGCCCUUUGCGGCCCCUUCGCCAUCCCUUCGCGGCCCCGCCGAGCAGCCGCGCCGCCGAGACGCCGCCGCCGCCGAGCCGCCGAGCUGCCGAGCCGUCGAGCCGCCGAGCCGCCGAGCCGUCGUUGCCGCCGAGUUGCCGAGCCGUCGAGCCGCCACUGCCGCCGUGCUGCCGAGCCGCCGAGACGCCGGUGCCGACGAGCUGCCGAGCCGCUGAGCCGCCGAGCCGCCGUUCCUGCCGUCCCGGCCCUGUUCCUGCCGACGCGCCUCGGUCCUUCUCGCCUGUCCGUGUCCUCACUUUUGACGCUGAGGGUCGGGCCAUUGACUUUGACGUCUGGGUAGAUGACCUGCAGCUUUUCCUACUGAGCGACAGAGCAGACGGCCUCUCCCUUUUUGACCUCACCUCUGGUGCCUCUCCUGCCCCUGCUGCUGAUGCUGACCCCACUGUUCGCUCCCAGUGGGCCACACGCGAUGCUGCUGCCCGCCUUGCUGUGCGCCGCCACUUGCCGACCUCUGAGCGUGCGCACUUUAGCCAGUACAAGAGUGCUAAGACCUUGUACGACGCUGUAGUUGCGCGCUACUCUUCCCCUGCCACUGCUGCGCUUAGCCGCCUUAUCCUACCGUACCUCUUCCCUGACCUCGCCGCUUUUCCCACUGUCGCUGACCUCAUUACGCACCUUCGCACUAGUGACACUCGCUACCGCGCUGCGCUUCCUGCUGAGGACCACUUCCUCUCUGUUUGCCCCACCACCCUCACCGUUGACCUCCUCGAGGAGCGCCUGCUCGCGGCAGAGAAGAGCAUAGUCGCAGUAGGUGCCUCUCGUGGUGACCCUCGUACCCCUGUCUUUGAGGGGUGCUCCCCCUCUCCCCUCUUGCCCUCUGUUGCCUCUGCUGCUGCGGCCGACCUCGUUGGUCUUGAGUCGGUCGCUGCGGCGUCUGCCCCUAGCGGGAGACGCCGCCCUGGCAAGGGCAAGGGGGGCAAGGGUGCUGGAGGGGCUGGAGGGGGCGGUGGAGGCGGAGGUGGAGGUGGUGGAGGGGGUGGGGGUGGCGGUGGGGGUGGUGGCGGGGGUGGGGGCGUCGGUGGCGGGACUGGAGGUGGAGGUGGAGGCGGCGGUGGCGGUGGGAGCGGAGGUGGCGGAGGUGGCGGUAGUGGAGGAGGUAGCGGCGGAGGCGGCGGAGCUGGUCGGGGUGGCGCUGCGCAGAGGGGUGGCUCCGGUGGUGGUGCGCGCCAGCAGCAGCAGCAGCAGCGUACCCGUGAGACCCCUUCCCCCCAGCAGCUUCGUGAGUGGUACGCUGCUCGUCAGCGGGGUGGGGGUGCUGGCCCCUGCACCUACGUUCUCCGUACCGGCGACCGGGCGGGUGAGCAGUGUGGAGGCCCGCACCCCACCCAGCGCUGCUUCGGUCGGCUGACAGACGCGUGGCGCCACCAGUUCCCCGACGCUACGGAGAUCCCUCGCUGGGGCGAGCUGUCUAGGGCGGGUGUUGCAAUCUAUGAUCUUGACUUUGAUGCUAUUCUUGCUGCCAUGUAUGCUGUGACUAUUAGUGAUGAGGGUGACUGUUACCGGUGUUUCCCGCCUGACCCAGGCAUAGAGGCUGCUGCGCUAGGUACUUGUGAGGCUGCUGCUCUAGGUGCCAGUGCGUCUGCUGCCCCAGGUGCCGGUGAGUUUGCGCUCUCAGGUGCUGCGUCGCCCCCGGACACCCACACCUUCACCCUUGACUCGGCGGUCCCGUCUGGCUCCCUGUCGGGUCUCUACCUCCCCUCGUUCUCUACGAACUUGGUGGCGGGUGCUGACCUCCAGGAUGCAGGAGUUGACCAGUUCACCCCUGCGCGUCAGCGGGUGACCCACUGCACUUGUGCGGACACGGGCCGCCACUUGGCCACGUUUGCUCGUCGGCCAGGGUCGAGCCUGUACACACUGACUACUGAGUCUUCCCCAGUCACUGAGUCUGCUCAGGUAGCCGCGUCGGGUCAGGUGUUUGCUGCGGCGUCCAGGUCUGGUCCUGAGUCUGCCCCCUGCUCGUGUCGUCUCCUGUCUCACCGGACUCUCCUCUGGCACCACCGUCUUGGUCACCCCUCCCUGCCUCGCCUUCGAGGCAUGGCUUCCCGUCUUCUUGUUUCUGGUCUCCCCCGGUCCCUCCCUCCUCUUCCUCCGGGGCCUGCCCCCACCUGCGUUCCCUGCGUCGAGGGGCGGCAGCGCGCUGCUCCUCACUCCUCCGAGUUUCCUCCGACAGAGGCUCCGCUGCAGACGCUUCACAUGGACGUGUGGGGCCCAGCCCGCGUCCGUGGGCAGGGUCAGGAGCGCUACUUCCUGCUGGUGGUUGACGACUACUCGCGUUACACCGCAGUCUUCCCCUUGCGCAGCAAGGGUGACGUCACUGAGGUGUUGAUCGCCUGGAUCCGCGCGGCUCGUCUCCAGCUCCAGGAGAGUUUCGGCUCCGACUUUCCUGUUCGGCGUCUGCACUCCGACCGAGGCGGAGAGUUCUCCUCUGACCUUCUGCAGACCUUCUGUCGCACACGAGGCAUCCGCCAGACCUUCACGCUUCCGGACUCUCCGCAGCAGAAUGGGAUUGCUGAGCGCCGCAUCGGCAUGGUCAUGGACGUCGCUCGUACGUCCAUGAUCCAUGCGGCUGCUCCCCAUUUUCUGUGGCCGUUUGCGGUUCGGUACGCGGCGCAUCAGCUCAACCUUCACCCCCGGGUCUCCAUGCCGGAGACCUCCCCUGCUUUGCUGUGGACGGGGAAGGUUGGUGAUGCGUCGCGUUUUCGGGUCUGGGGAUCUAGGGCGUUUGUCCGCGACUUGUCUGCGGACAAGCUGUCCUCUCGUGCUGUUCCCUGCGUCUUCCUUGGCUUUCCCCCUGACGCGCCAGGCUGGCAGUUCUACCACCCCACCUCGCGCCGUGUCUUCGCGUCCCAGGACGUCACCUUUGACGAGUCGGUUCCCUACUACCGUCUCUUCCCCUACCGCACUGCGUCCCUCCCUCCCCCGCCGCUCUUCCUUACACCAGGCCCCCCUCCGGUAGACCCCCUCCCCCCUCAGGGUCCUGCUCCCUCAGGUGUGUCCCAGGUAGAUGCAGUUGAGCCAGUCGAGGUAGCUGUUGACUCUGGUACUGCUGGUGGUGCUGAGCCUGGGGGUGCUGGGUCUGGGGGUGCUGCGACUGGGGGUGCUGGGUCUGUGGGUGCUGCGACUGGGGGUGCUGAGCCUGGGGGUGCUGAGCCUGGGGGUGCUGAGCCUAGGGGUACUGCGUCUGGGGGUGCUGCGCCUGGGGGUGCUGCGCCUGGGGGUGCUGAGCCUGGGGGUGCUGAGUCUCGGAGUGCGGAGCCUGAGAGUGCUGGACCUGCUCGUCCGGCGUCUGGUGGUGCUGAGCCUGGCGGUUCCUCCGGUGCUUCGUCCCGGCGGGAGCUGCUCUCUCCACAGGAGCUGCGUGAGUGGUUCGCCCGGCGCUGGCGACGUGCUGCUGGAGCUGCUGGUGCUGCUGGUGCUGCUGGUGCUACUGGCGUUGGUGCUGCUGGAGCUCCUGGAGCUGGAGCUGCUGCGUCUUCGGGUGGUCCGGCUGGAGCUGGAGCUACUGGGGGUGUUGGCGCUGGGGGUGCUCCUGGCGCUGGUGCUGCUGGGGGUGCUGGAGUUGGAGCUGCUGGAGUUGCGGGUCUUCCUGGUGCUGGUGCUCCCGCUGGGGGCGCUGGUGCUGUUCCUGCUGGCACUGGUGGAGCUGCGCGGCCGCGGCCGUACUUCGUUCCGCUCCUUGAGCAGGUUCUUGGUCUUCCGUCCUCUCUUGGUCCUGCUCCUGCCUUAGAGUGUCCGCCUCCUGUCCAGUCUGAGUCACAGUUACAGCCACCUUCCCCGCUUCCUUCUCCUUCUCCCUACACUGGUCCUACUGGAGGUCUUGCUGAGCGUCGUGAGCCUGCGUCUCGCCCUGCGUCGCCUGUCCGUGUCAGAAUCACUAGGCAAGAAUGA